Messenger RNA from Penicillium crustosum, 2484 nucleotides. RefSeq names its product putative C6 transcription factor (NirA). Bases 1 to 2484 code for a protein of 827 amino acids. Gene Ontology annotation, molecular function: zinc ion binding; DNA binding; DNA-binding transcription factor activity, RNA polymerase II-specific. Gene Ontology annotation, biological process: DNA-templated transcription; regulation of DNA-templated transcription. The record is from RefSeq and is a predicted model, not a curated record. The transcript is spliced from 5 exons. Lineage: Eukaryota; Fungi; Ascomycota; Eurotiomycetes; Eurotiales; Aspergillaceae.
AUGAGCGCCCAACCGUCCAAAAGGCGAUGCGUCAGCACAGCCUGUGUCGCCUGCCGCAAAAGGAAGUCAAAGUGUGACGGGAACCUGCCCAGCUGUGCAGCUUGCUCCUCGGUAUACCAUACACCAUGUGUAUAUGAUCCAAACUCGGAUCACCGUCGCAAAGGUGUUUACAAGAAAGACACCGAUACAUUACGGACCCGAAACACCACCUUACAGACAUUGAUCCAGGCAAUAUUAAACUACGAAGAAGCAGACGCUUUCGAAUUAGUACGUCAGAUUCGCUCUUGCGACGAUCUUGAAGAUGUAGCCACCUCGGUGAUCGCCCAGGAGAAGGGGCUUAUGUCUACGAACAAAGCAGCAGAGCCAGCCAGCAACGAGAACACAGCUGAGAUAGAUCAAUUCGAGUCAGAGCUGGCUGGCAAAAUGAGUGAGCUCAUGCUUGAUGGUUCUCGGAAAUUUAUUGGAGGUACCUCGAACCUCAUCUUCUUGCCGCCAGGAUCCGAGCUGCACGAGUCUGCUUCGAUUCAAAACAACCUCGAUACCGAAAACCAAACACACGCUGUGAGCCGGUGGACCGAAGUCACAGACGACGACUCCCUAAUCAGCCAUCUGAUGACCAUGUACUUUACAUGGCACUAUCCCUUCUUCACUACAUUGUCCAAGAAUAUGUUCUAUCGGGAUUACAUCCGCGGUGUUUCCAGUUCAUAUUGCUCUGCAUUACUCGUCAAUGCUAUCCUAGCUCUGGGCUGCCAUUUCAGCUCAUGGCAAGGUGCCUUUGAUGAUCCCCAGAAUCUUGCAACAGCCGGAAAUCAUUUCUUCAGAGAGGCGAAGCGACUCGUUUUGCAAAAUGACGAACAUGAGAACGCAAAGCUAUGCACCGUCCAGGCAUUCGCACUUAUGUCUGUCCGAGAGGCGGGAUGUGGCCGUGAAGGGAAAGGCUGGGUCUAUAGUGGUCUCAGUUUCCGCAUGGCUUUUGAUCUAGGGUUAAAUCUCGAUUCGGCAAAUCUUGGGGCGCACAGUCUCAGCGACGAAGAGAUUGAUGCUCGGCGGAUCACCUUUUGGGGCUGCUAUCUCAUUGACAAAUGCUGGUCAAAUUACCUCGGUCGUCAACCCCAGCUGACCUCAACCAACGCCAACGUGCCCAAGUUUGAUGUGUUGCCACAAGAAGAAAUAGAGCUAUGGUCGCCCUACACAGAUUCUGGAGUUGGUCAUGAGCACACGCAAGCUUCACGAACCAGGGCUGUCGCGCUCCAAAUAUCCAAACUGUGUGAGAUCAGCAGCGAUGUGCUUGUGUUCUUCUACCACCCAACCGAACUUGAAAAUUCCCAGCCUAAACAGUCGGAACUGAAGAAACUGAGCGAUGUUCACACCCGACUUGAGGCGUGGAAAAACAAAUUGCCCAGGGAACUGAUGGCAAAAGAAGGACAGCUACCACAAGUACUUGUCAUGCACAUGCUGUAUCAGCUCCAGAUAAUCCAUCUGUACCGACCAUUCCUGAAGUACACCAAGGCCAAUACUCCACUUCCUUCCCAUGUCUCACCUCGCAAGAUAUGCACUCAGGCUGCCGCAACUGUUUCCAAGCUGCUGCGUAUAUACAAACGAGGAUAUGGACUGAAACAGAUCUGCAACAUCGCCGUCUAUAUUGCCCACACUGCAUGCACCGUCCAUCUUCUCAACCUCCCCGACAAAAAUGCCCAGAGAGACGUGAUACACGGCCUCAAGAAUCUCGAAGAAAUGGCAGAGGGCUGGCUCUGUGCUCGACGUACCCUCCGUAUCCUCGACAUAUCUGCAAAUAAGUGGCAAGUAGAGUUACCGCCCGAAGCAAUCUCCAUCUUUGAACGAACACAUAACAAAUGGGGAUCCUGGGGCUCUUGGGACCAAGCGACUUCCCCCUCAACAUCCGACAGCUCUCCCAUCGCAACCAUGUUACAACCCGCUACAAGCUCAAGCCAAUUCUCACCAUCCGUGCUCCCAUUCCCACAUUCUCACACCGAACCCAUCGCCAUGGUUGAUCCACCGAUGGGUCCUCAAUAUGGACCCCUCGCCGCUGCCCCAAUACCGUUCCCCUCAAUGCAAGGAAUGCAUCCACACCAAACCCAGCGGCCCGAGUUUGCCCCUCCCGAACCAACAUAUCUCCGGCCCCAGAUGGCCUACCAAUUCACCCCCCUCCAAAGAUCCGUUCCAGCUCCCUCUUCUCCCCAUUCGAAUAAGUGGUACGAUGGCUCUGGGGCGCAUAUUUCACCCCAAAACGCAACGCCGACAUCGGUUGCAUCGCCCGUGUCUGGGUAUGAUGGAACCGAAAACCUGGUCGAAGAGAGCCAGGACUGGUGGUCGAGAAAUGCUAACGCGUAUGGCAUUGGCAUGGAUGGUUGGAGUGGUAGUGGUACUUGGAAUACUCCUCCCCCAAACCAGCCUUCUCUGAUUCAAUAUCAGGAUGGUAACCUCAUGUCUGUUGCUCAGCAUUCUAGUCCUGGCGAUGAGUAG